Molecule: messenger RNA, 1955 nt
Organism: Oreochromis aureus
Lineage: Eukaryota; Metazoa; Chordata; Actinopteri; Cichliformes; Cichlidae
Gene: ackr4a
Product: atypical chemokine receptor 4a
Exons: 3
Coding region: 328-1437 (369 amino acids)
Biological process (GO): chemotaxis; immune response; G protein-coupled receptor signaling pathway
Cellular component (GO): membrane
Molecular function (GO): chemokine receptor activity; scavenger receptor activity; chemokine binding
Source: RefSeq, a predicted model, not a curated record
UCCCUGUCCAAAUGUUCUUAGGGUGUCUACUCUGACUCAGUCUAAACAUGUUCAGUCAUGUUCAAACGCAGAAACAAUUCCUCAAUAAACGCCACAAACAAAUGGUUUAGUGUGACUUGGUUUCUGUCUCCUGUCACUUGACUUCUCUCUCCGUCUGAGUCAUCCUUCUCGGAAGUGCAGUUGAAUUGCAAGAUACAAGAUUCAGCUGGACUUGAAACUGGACAGAUUUCCUCCCAGUGAGCAGUCUGAAGCCUGUCAGCAGCUUGGAGCGGAGCUCGCUGUGCACACGGGACCGAUCGUUAAUAAGAAACAUUUUAUAUCAUCAACAUGGAUUUCUCAGAGGAAGACUACGACUAUGAAAACACCAGCUACAACUUCACCUAUGAUGAUUAUCCUGCUGUAUGCGAGAAAGGGGACAUCCGAUCUUUUGCAGCCCUCUUCCUGCCCAUCAUGUACACCGUGUGUCUGGUGGUGGGACUGGCUGGAAACGUUUUAGUCGUGGCUGUCUAUGCCUACCACAAACGCCUGAAGACCAUGACAGAUGCCUUCUUGACCCACCUGGCUGUGGCCGACUUGCUCCUGCUCCUCACGCUCCCUUUCUGGGCUGCUGAUGCUGCAAGGGGCUGGGAGCUAGGGGAGGUUGUUUGUAAAAUCGUGUCUGCCUGCUACACCGUGAAUUUCACCUGCUGCAUGUUGCUGCUGGCGUGCAUCAGCUUGGAUCGUUAUUUAUCUCUGGUCAGAGCACAGGGUAGAGACCGAAGACAAUGGCUACAGAGGGCGUUCACGAGGAAAUGCUGUUGGAAGGUGUGUUUAGCUGUUUGGGUGACAGCUUUCCUCCUUGGCCUUCCUGAUUUAAUACUCUCAGAAGUGAGGCAGGCAUCUGAUAGAAGUGUCUGUCUAGCCAUCUAUCCUUCAUCUAUGGCUCGAGGAGGUAAAGCUGUCCUGGAGGUGGUCGAGGUGUUGCUGGGAUUCCUACUUCCUCUGCUGGUCAUGGUGACCUGCUACUGGCAGGUGGGCUGUGCACUCCGGGGCCUCCCUGAUGAGAGCAGAGGGAAGAAGUGGAAAGCUCUGCGUGUCCUUCUCAUUGUCGUAGGGGUGUUUGUGAUGACUCAGCUGCCUUACAAUGUGGUUAAGGUGUAUCGGGCAAUGGAUACAGUCUACAGCUUAGUAACCCACUGCGGGGCGAGUAAGGUGCUUGAUCAGGCGGCUCAGGUGACGGAAAGCCUGGCUCUCACUCACUGCUGUCUGAACCCGAUCCUCUAUGCCUUUGUGGGGUCUUCCUUCAAGAUGCACAUGAUGAAAGUGGCCAAGAAGUUUGAAGCGAAGCGAAGGAAGAGGGGAAGCAAAAUAACAGAAACAAAUGUGGAGGAGGGGAUGGAAAUGUCAUUCAACUCCCACACUGCAUCCCAAGAGACAAGAGACACAUUCUCAAUAUGAGACAUGACUGAAAUGUCAGUGAGGUCUAUGUGUCUAUAUAUGCACACACAAGGUCCAGCAGGAGAGCAUAUAAAGCUUUUGUUGAUGCAGGGUGUAGCAGCAGUAGCAAAAUGCUUGCAAAUCAUUAAACUGUUCAAAAAUUCCACUAGUUUUAGCAGUGUGUUCCUAAAAACAGUUUUAUUGGCAGAUCUUUUUCUGCCAAAGCGAACAGUUUAUGUGCUGGUUCCAAAGGGCUCCAAUAUAUAUUACUUUUUUUUUGCCCUCUGUUGAAGAGAAAAGAAAAUCACUUCAGGCACAUAUGUUGUAUGAAAAGACCUGCUGAGACAGUUUGUAGUUACUCUUUGCAGGAGUAGAUGUAUUUAUUUACAGUAGUAUCCAUAAGUGUUUGGACAGUGACAUCCACCACAGUGGGUUCACUGAGAUCUAAUUCAAGUAUUGCAUUAACUUUUCAAGAAUUACGGACAUUCUUAUACACAGUGCACCGUUUUCAAAAUCUGAAAAUAAAUUUUUUGAUUUUA